Seriola aureovittata is the source of this 2493-nucleotide messenger RNA. RefSeq names its product ndrg family member 3a (gene ndrg3a). Lineage: Eukaryota; Metazoa; Chordata; Actinopteri; Carangiformes; Carangidae. The record is from RefSeq and is a predicted model, not a curated record. The transcript has 15 exons. The coding region runs from base 348 to 1463 and encodes 371 amino acids. Gene Ontology annotation, cellular component: cytoplasm. Gene Ontology annotation, biological process: signal transduction.
CACAAACUGCAGUCUCACUCUCCUCCCCCUCUGUCUCUUUUCCUGCUCUCUUUCCCACCUCUUGUCUCUGUCUCUCUCUCGUUGUCUCUGCAUUUUACCCAACCCCCCUCGUCUGCUUUCAUUCAGAUUAUUUACCCAUCUCCUCCUUGCUUCCUCUGCUGUGUCUUUCUCCUCCCUCUCUUCUUCUCUUCCUUGCCGCUGCUGCUCUAGCCGCCUCACCCUACAUCCCUCCCUUCCAACUAGCGCUCCCUCCCUCCUCCUACUCCUCCUCCUUCUGGAGAUCUUCAAAGCUGCCCAGCACACACUUGCACAUAGCAUAACACACUCCUCUCCUGCGUGGGAAAAACAUGUCAGCUAUUCUGGACCUGGACCAGAUUGCAUGCUCUGGGAAUGGAGUGGAGCAUGACAUUGAGACUCCCCAUGGCGUUCUCCAUGUGACAAUGAGAGGCGUCCCCAAGGGCAACAGACCUGUCAUCCUCACCUAUCACGACAUCGGCCUCAACCACAAGUCGUGCUUCAAUACCCUGUUCAACUAUGAGGACAUGCAGGAGAUCACGCAGCACUUUGCAGUGGUUCAUGUGGACGCACCCGGGCAGCAGGAAGGUGCACCUCCCUUCCCCAGCGGUUAUCGCUACCCGACCAUGGACGAAUUGGCUGAAAUGCUGCCCUCUGUGAUGACUCAGCUCAAGGUCAACAGCGUGAUCGGCAUUGGCGUUGGAGCUGGGGCGUACAUCCUCACCCGCUUUGCACUGAACAACCCGACUCUGGUGGAGGGACUGGUUCUGAUUAACGUCGACCCAUGUGCCGAAGGCUGGAUUGACUGGGCAGCUUCAAAGCUGUCUGGAUGGACCAGUAAUCUGGUGGAUAUCGUCAUGGCUCACCACUUCAGCACUGAUGAGCUGACAGAGAACCAUGAGCUGAUCCAGACAUAUCGUCUGCAUAUCGCCCAAGAUAUCAACCAGGACAACCUGGCCCUCUUCUGUGGCUCCUACCAAUACCGCCGGGACCUGGAAAUCGAGAGGCCAGUCGUGGGUCUCAAUGAGGACACAGUCAACACACUAACGUGCCCCGCGUUGCUGGUGGUUGGUGACACAUCACCUGCUGUGGAGGCUGUGGUGGAGUGCAAUUCCAGGUUAAAUCCGACCAAGACCACACUGCUAAAGAUGGCUGAUUGUGGAGGCUUGCCCCAGGUUGUGCAGCCAGGGAAACUUGCUGAGGCCUUCAAGUACUUUGUUCAGGGGAUGGGCUACAUUCCCUACGUUCUCCUCAGUCACCUGAGCAACGAAUCAGUGCCGUCAGCGGGAAUGACUCGUCUGGCUCGCUCGCGCACCACCUCCUCUUCUAGCAUCACCUCCAUGGACAGCAGUCGCAGUCGCAACAACCUCAACAGCCUGCUGGAGGGCAGCGCCACUGGGGGGCUGGACAACCAGGCCAGACCCCAGACCAUGGAGGUCUCCUGCUAAACCCCAUCCCACCCCCUGCACCCUCCCAUAGUAACUUAUGUGCCCCCCCCCCCCCCCCCCCCCCUAUCUUUCUGUCUCUCUCUAUCCCUCUCUCAUCCCACUCCUAAGCAAUUCAAAGCCAGGAGGAUCUGUAAUGAAUUAUGUGAUUAGAAAAGCGGAUGUAAUAAAUAUAUUAACAGAUGCAUAUUAUUAAAUAUUAUAUUGAAUACACCAUCAAAGUCACAUUCCUACAAGAAACCAUAACUACAUUCAGAUGUGUUGUAUAUUCAAAUGGUCAAACCGUAUCUUUGACUCAGCUGUCCAACCUCACCCUCUUGUAUUUAUUUUUUUUUCACAUUGUAUUUGUUUAUAUGUCUUCACACACACUGUAGAAAUCCUCCAUGUGUUCAAAGGAACCUGUAGAUUCUUUUUUUUUCAUUUAAUUGCACAGUACAACACUUUUACUAUUUGAACUGGUCUUCUCUGUUGUCAAAAUGUGGGCUAUACUGAUUGUGAGUCAUUGUAUAUUUGUUUUUAUUCUCAAACACUGCUGCAAUACAAAUUAGUCACAAAUAUAUGUAGAGGGAUCACUAUACGUACAGUAGCUGCAGAAAUAGGAUGGCAGUCUAUAUUUAGAAUGAUCCCAGAAAAAGUGAUGUGGAAGUUACAUGGAAGAACCAUUGCAUACUGUAGCACUCUGUAAGUAAAACUAAAUCAAAGCAGUGGUGAGAACUGCAUUUAAACAUGGAAGAACAUUCAGUGUUAAGAACAAGUGUACCAGUGAGUCGACUGUCACUUCACAUUCAUUCAUUAAUUCAUUAAUCUUGGAUUCUUUUUGUAACUGAACUCAUCGUCUCCUUUUCUCUUUCUGCUUUGUGUUGAUGUUUUUGUUCACUCGAACAGAUUAUUCAGUGAUGUUUUAACAACCUUUAACAAGUGGGUUCUGAUGUGAAAAGUGUGAGUCCCUUCACUGAGGGGCCCAGUGGUGCUUCUCACUGUCUGCUGAUUCAACUCAUUUAUAUUACUACUGAAUAAAGCUACAACAUGAGAA